AUGUUCAAGUUUAAACUCGGACGUAAACAGCCCGAGGAUAAUGAAGCUCGUCGACGUCUUCAAAAAGAAUUAUUCGGAUUAAAUAAAAUUUGUGAUCGAGGUUUUCCUUCACGUCCAUCAGCUCUAGCUUAUGAUUCUCAAUUAAAAUUAAUUGCUAUUGGAACACAUACAGGUGAAAUUCGAAUUUAUGGUCAACCAGGAUUUCAAUUAUCAUAUAGUCUUGAUUUAAAUCCAUCAUCAUCAAUUUAUAAAUUAAUUUUUCUUGAUGGUGUAGCACGACUUCUUGUUUUAACUAUUGAUGGUUAUUUACAUUUACUUGAAAUCAAUAAUUAUAAUCCAACAAAUAAUGAUUUUUCAUCAUAUAGUACAGUACGACUUGAUCGUAUUUGUACAUCAAGUGAUGAUGAUUCAAUAAUAUUAAAAAAUACACAAACAAUAUGUUUAUUACGAAAUCAUUUAAAUCUAUUAAUUGGUCUUAAUGAUGGAAACAUUUAUUUAUUUAAUAUUGAAAAUUUUUCACUUAAUAUUAAUCCAAUUAUUCCAACAGAUAUUAUUGAAAAAACAAUUGUGGAAUACUGUAGUGGUCGUAUUAUUCAUCCAGGUCCGGUACAAUCAAUUGUUCAACAUCCAAUAAAUGAAGAUAAAAUAUUAAUUGGAUAUAAAAAUACACUUAUUGUUCAUUGGGAUUUACCAUCAAAUAGUCAUGAUAGAACUUAUAUUUAUAAACAAGAAGUUGAAUCUGUUUGUUGGUAUAAUAAAGGAAUGAAUUUUGCUACAUGUCAUAAUAAUGGAAGUUAUGCAUUAUGGGAUGCAAAACAACAAUUAAAUAUAGUUGAAACAGAAAAAAUUCCAUAUGGACCUUAUCCAUGUACACCAAUGACAAAAGUUUGUGUUAAAAUUAUGCGAAAUGGUGAUCCUUUAAUAAUAUUUGCCGGUGGCUUACCACGUUCAAGUUAUUCAAAUAAACAUAGUGUUAGUUGUUUAUCUGAAAAUGAACAUGAUCAUAAUAAUGAUCGAACACGGCAUGUUACAUUUGAUUUUACAACAGCAGUUAUCGAUUUUUUUACCAUCGAUAAAUUAUCAAAUGAUGGAUCUCGUGAUGAUCCACAAUCACUUGUAAUAUUAUUACAUGAAGAAAUAGUUGUCAUUGAUCUUGUUACUGAUAGUUGGCCAUCAUAUCAUUUACCUUAUUUAAAUAGUAUUCAUGCAUCUCCUGUUAUUUGUACAACAUUAGCAUGUAAUGUUAAUGUACAAUUUUAUAAAAAACUUGUGAAUUACGCGGCAAUACAAUUUGAUGAUUAUUCAGAUCGAAAAUGGCCAAUAGCAGGAGGAGAAAUCAAAUAUAGUUCAAAUAAUGUAAAUGAUGAGACAGAGCCGAGACAUUUAUUAUUAACUGGACAUGAAGAUGGAUCAGUACAAUUUUGGGAUAUAACGAAUAUUUCAAUGCCAUUAAUUUAUAAAUUAAAAACAAGUGAUUAUUUUCAAAUUGAACAAGCACCUAUCGAUGAAACAGAAGAAGAAACAUGGCCACCAUUUCGAAAGACGGGUCUUUAUGAUCCAUAUUGUGAUGAUCCUCGUUUAGCUAUACAAAAAUUAUCACUUUGUACAAAUACAGAUACACUUAUUGUUGCUGGAACAGCUGGACAAGUUCUCACAUUUGAAUUUUCAAUUGAAUCAACAGAAGUCAAUAUAGCUACAACAACAGUCAAUUUACUUGAAGGUUGUGAAAGUUUUGUUUGGAAAGGUCAUGAAGAAAUGAAAACAAAACCAACAUUUAUUCCAUCAGGUCUUAUUCUUACAUCAUUAGUUCAACUUUAUCCACCUGCAGCUAUAUCAGCUGUAGCAUUAUGUUCAGAUAUUCAAACUUAUGCUAUUGGUACUGCACAUGGUUUUACAAUAUUUAAUUAUAAACAAAAUCGAAUUCUUACAGCUAAAUGUACACUUGAUCCAAAUGCAUUAGGAAAUACAACAGCUGUACCAUCAUCAACUGGUGAAUCAACAUUAAUACGUGGACGUUCAUUAAAAAAAUCUCUUCGAGAAUCAUUUCGACGUUUACGUAAAGGACGAACAAUAAGAAAAGCUACAAUGAUGGCAACAGCAAAACGAGCAGAUGAAAAUAAUCCAUUAUCAUCAACAAAUAUGCAUUUAGAAGAUGUUAUACGUGUACCUGUUGAAAGACAAGUAGAAUUUCGAGAAUUUAAAUCUUCUGAUGAUCAAGUUGCUAGUAUGGUUCGUUGUCUUUAUUUUGCUAAAACUUAUCUUAAUAGUGUUAAUGAUCGAACACGUUCAGUUUGGGCUGGUACAAAUGGUGGUCAUGUAUAUGUUUAUUCUAUAACUGGUUUUGAACCUCAAUUAAUAAAUGGACCUGCUAUUGCAACAGAUCAAACAAAUACAUGUACAAUGGCGAAAGAAAUUCGAUUAAAACAUAAAGCACCUGUGUUAAGUAUUGUUGUACUUGACGGUUCAAAUCAAUCAAUAGGAUAUGGUUCAAGUAUUCCAACAAUAGAAUCAACAUUUUCAUCUCUUAACACUCAUAUUCAACCAACAACGAAUUCAGAAAAUGCAUCACCAAGUUCACCAUCAACAAUUCCUUCACAUAAAGUUCUCAUUUGUUCAGAAGAACAAUUUAAGGUUUUUACAUUACCAAAUUUAAAACCAUAUUGUAAAUUUAAAUUAACAGCAACAGAAGGUACACGUGUACGAAAAGUCAAUAUUAAUCAAUUCGCUCUUAAAUCAGAUAAUAUUAAUGAAUCUCAUACGGAAUCAUGUCUUGUUUGUUUGGAUAAUAUGGGUCAAAUAAGUAUUUAUACAUUACCAACACUUCGUCGUCAAAUAUUAUUUAGUUGUAUAAAAGCAAGUGAUAUAAAUGCUUUAUCAACUGUACAAUUUUCUCCAUUUGCACAUGCACUUUAUUUACAAUCAUCAUCAGAAUUAGCUCAAGUGACAUUUUCACCACAAACAAUUUUACCUUAUUCAAUGUCAAUUACAUAUGAUAAACUUCAACGAAAAACAAUACAAAGAUCUGAUAUAGACAAAUCUAUUCGACAAACAAGUCCACAACGAAAUACAACUGCUGAACAAGAAGCUCUUCUAUUAACACCUUCGAAACUAUCUGAACAUGCAGAUGAAUCAACAUUAACAUCAAUAAGUGAGAAACAUCAAGAGACACCAUCAAAAUCAUCGGUUUCUUCUUCACCACCAAGAAAUAAUGAAGUAAAUAAAAUGUUAAAUGGACAUGAAGGAUCACUUGUAAACAAAAUGAAUAAUACAAUAAUAAAACCUUAUCAAAAUGGACAUGCUGGAAAUAACAGUGGCUUUAGUACAAAUUCAGAUUCAGCUAUUGAUUUAAGUUCAGGAAUUACAUCAAUGAAUAUUACAAAUAAUCAUAAACAUCCAUCAAAUGAUGAAAUUCAAAAACAAGUUGAUCGUGAUUUACCUUCAUUUCAAUCGACUCCAUUAAAAGUAACAACUGAAACAUCUAUACAAAAAGAUCAUCAAAAUUCAUUUUCACCUGUUUCUCCAAAUGGUAAAGCGAAUGCAUCAUCAUCAUCAUCGAAAUUAAUUUCAGUUAAAAUUCGUCAAGCACCAAAUAUAAAUGAAAUUCAUUAUUAUAAUGGUACGAAUAAUAAUAAUAAUCCAUCAUCACCAAAUCAACGUACACCUGCCAUACAUACUUAA
Messenger RNA from Adineta steineri, 3678 nucleotides. The record is from the annotation of a GenBank genome assembly. Lineage: Eukaryota; Metazoa; Rotifera; Eurotatoria; Adinetida; Adinetidae.